AUGGUGCACUGCAAGCAGCCGCGCAGGAGGCCCGGAGAUCCCGCCGGCGGUGUCCGCACGACCGGGGGUCGCGCACGCGCCGGGGGCGGGGCGCCGCCCGGGUACAUGCGCCCGACCAGCAGCUCCGGCUCGAGGACCGGCCGGGAGUUUGCUGCCGCGACGCCCUCCGCUCCCGCCGCGCAGCCGGUGGUGCCCAAGGAGGCGGCGCUCGGCGGGGGUACGCCGCUGGCGGCCAGGCCGACGUGCUCCUCCGCGCAGAAGAGCGCCCGCGCCCGCGACCUCUGCGGUGGAGGCGGCGAGGGCCGCCGCGCCUGCCGGUACGCCUACUGCUCCUACAAGGGCCACGCGCCCGCGCCGCCGCCGCUGGGGGCGUUCCUGGCUUCGCGCAGGGGCCUCGUCAAGACGGAGCAGAGCAUGAAGCACAGGGGCGUCUCCGCGUUCCGCAGCACCAACACCAAUCCCAAUCCCAAUCCCAGUUCAUUCAAUGCCGCCGGCAAAGGGGACGGGUUCUUCCUCCAGGUGGCGUGUCCCGGCGCCGGCGCCCGCCCCAAGACGGCCAGCUCGGGCUCCUGCUGCAGCGGCCUCUCCGCCGAGGAGGUGGACUCCCCCUACGUCAACUUCGGUCCCCGGGGUCUCCGGGGCGGGACGGACACGUGGGGCGCCUCCGUCGACGGCUCCUGCGGCUCCAGCGACGUCAUCUCGGAUGGCUUCGCCGACCUGCCAGCGACCGCCACCUCUCCCUCUCCCUCUACCGGGCGCAAGGAGGGGAAUCGCCAAGAUGAUCAAGAAGCAGCAGAGGAGAAGGAGGAGGAGGACUCUGCUGCCUGCUGCAGGUCUGAUAUCUCGGAGGAGCUGGGUCCAAGAUACCAAGCCAACAACAAUAUGUCCAAAGAUUGUGGCGGCUCUUCAGUGGAUUCCUCAAUGGACGACAUAUCCAGUGCAUUUGCUGGGAUGAAUUUCCAAGAUGUGGGUGCUGAUCCUACUGCUGAUGGGGCGGCAACCAGCCAGGGGAACAGGUUGACCAUGUCCAGGAGAAGAACACCUAGAGGCGGGGAGCGAAUCCGGGCAUUCAACCCCAGGGCCCCAAACUUUCUUCCAGUGGUGCCUGAUCCGGAUGCUGAAAAGGUUGAUCUCAGGCAUCAGAUGGCCGAUGAUCGCAAGAAUGCCGAGGAGUGGAUGGUUGACUAUGCGCUUAGGAGGACAGUGAACAAGCUGGCCCGUGCUCAGAAGAGGAAGGUGGAGAUGCUUGUCCAGGCCUUUGAAACUGUUCUACCGCCACCGCCAGUCCCAGGUGAGAAAAACUACCUGCAAGACGACCACAAGAAAAGCUUGGCAAGGUGCAACUGAUAGAUUUUAGAGUAUUGGGUUCAAGCUGGAGCAGAUGAUGAUAAUUGGGGUUCUAACUUGGUGGUCACUGCAAUAUUUGUGCCAGAGACCUGCUCAGCAAGGAUAGAGAGUUUCUUACUAGCACCUGAGAUCUUGUGCUCAUAGCGCGGCUGUACUCGAGAGCCGCUAGGGGUCUCGCUCACUGGGUCAGCUUGUUAGUGUAGUGGCGUAGUGCAUGUGUACAUACGUCUGAUGUGCUCAUGCUGAUAUUUUAGUACUGAGAAAAUGAGACUUGCAAACUGGCAAGGGUAUUCAGAUGUAUUCCUUGCUUGGACAAAGAUCAAUAAAACUCUUAUUGACAGCA
This is a messenger RNA of Hordeum vulgare subsp. vulgare (domesticated barley), 1690 nucleotides long. Its product is annotated as calmodulin binding protein PICBP-like. The transcript is spliced from 3 exons. Gene Ontology annotation, molecular function: calmodulin binding. NCBI's taxonomy places the organism in Eukaryota, Viridiplantae, Streptophyta, Magnoliopsida, Poales, Poaceae. The record is from RefSeq and is a predicted model, not a curated record. Bases 1 to 1347 code for a protein of 448 amino acids.